Dracunculus medinensis (Guinea worm) is the source of this 2850-nucleotide messenger RNA. The record is from the annotation of a GenBank genome assembly. NCBI's taxonomy places the organism in Eukaryota, Metazoa, Nematoda, Chromadorea, Rhabditida, Dracunculidae.
AUGAAACCUCAAGCAACAAGCUUGGCCAGAUCUUUUUUGGCUAGUCUGUUCAUUUUGUUAUUUAUGAAUUUUACUGACAGUGUGGAAUGUCCGGACAAUUUAUCCACAGACUGUUCCUGUGAUAAGCAAUCGAUCGGACUAUUUGUUAAUUGUAGUCACUUAAGUGAAAAUCUUGAUGAUACCUUGAAAUAUUUCGAGAAUAUUAAUCUUCAACGAUUAACUAUCAGAAAUGUUAAAUGGCAUAUGAUCAAAAAACUCGGUCGAUCAACUUUAUCAAUUCGAUCACUGGAACUGCUAUCGUCAGAAAUUACAGAAAUUGAGAAUGGUGCUUUGGAAUGCUUAUCAGAUAGCCUCGAGGACUUGAAUUUGUCAAAUAAUUUACUAGAAAAUGUGCCAUUCUUUGGAUUCCUAUCAAAAUUAUCAUCACUCAAACUUAAUUAUAAUGAGGUCAGAAGACCAUUAAAAAAUACCUAUAUGAUUCCGCUACGCAGUUAUUUCAGGAAUGCAUUAAACGAAUAUAAAGGGCAACUUGAACUGCUCGAUUUAAGUGAAAAUAACCUAACAGUUAUACCAGCACAAAAUAUAAGAAGUUCAACACGCCUUGUCUAUCUCGACCUAUCCAAUAAUAAUAUAAAUCAAAUAGCGAAUUUCCAGUUGAUGAACUUACCAAUGUUAAAGGAAUUAAGGUUAAACAACAAUAGAUUAAGAAAUAUAUCACCGAUGGGUUUCCUAAAUAUUCCAAGGCUCCAGCACCUUUAUUUGAAAAAUAACCAACUCACAACAGCUGAUUCGACUUUUCAAGUUUUUCGAUAUCUUGAAGUUCUCGACCUAUCUCAUAAUCUGUUAACAGAGAUUCCAUCGUUCAAAGAAUUUUCGAACCUAAAACAGAUCAAAUUGGAUUUUAAUCAGAUCCGGUCAAUCGAAACAUUAACAUUCUCACAAAAUUUUAAUCUGAAAAUCAUCGAUUUACAGAAUAACGGAAUAAGAAUGAUAUCACGGAAUAGUUUUGACAGACUUGAUCGACUUCUAAUUCUUCUACUUGCAAAUAAUUCAAUUUAUCAAUUAGAACGAGGAAUGUUUGAUGGUAUAAAAAGUUUGCAAGAACUAAAUCUACGAAACAAUUCGAUAAAUGAACUCGAAGACACGAUAUUUACAUCGAUACCAUUACUCAAUAUUCUGGAUCUAUCAAAUAAUCAAAUUUCUCGAAUUGAACAAAAUACUUUCACACCACUGAAGAAACUUUUUUGGCUGGAUUUAUCAUCUAAUCGCUUAUCUACUUUCGAUGAAAAUACUUUUAAAGCCAAAAUUGCCAAUAUCUUACUCGAUGGUAACCCGUUAGAAUGCGAUGAUCGAAUAGAAUGGAUGGUGAAAUAUUUGGUGAAAAAUCAAGUUCGAACAUUUCUACCUUAUCAACCAGAUGUACUGUGUUUUGGACCAGAAAAAUAUGCAGGCAUUCGCCUGAAGGAAUUAAUGAUUGCUAAGGCUAAUGAAACAGUUCGAUAUCAAAUUAAACCAAAUAGGGAUAAAUGGACUAUUUUGAAAGGCUUAUUGCCUUCGAGUAUUAGCGCUUUAAUAUCUGGAUUACCACCGACUUCAAUGGACGUAAAUUCCAAUCUACUAAUAAGAGAUAAUAAUGCAGCCAAUCUAAAGGAAACUGCGAAUUGGGCUAAGAAUUUUCAAGAUAAUGCAACACAAUCCAAACAAUUAAAUGCCAUUAUUUCAAAGGGCGCUUCAAGAGGAGAAUUACUAACAACCGAUAUCGAAAAAAUUAUUCGCAUUAUGCCAAAUCUCACUGUAAACGUACCUGGCAUUGGAAAUGUCGACAUAACUAAGUUGCCACCAGAAAUGGUGUCUUAUGUACUUCAUGGUGGAAUAAUACCUGGUUUAUCAAAGGAAGCCACAGAAAACGUUGCCCGAAAAUUAAUACAAAAUUUGAUGCAUUUGACAACCCAUGAAGAAAUCAGCAAUGUUCAGCAAUUGCCAAAUCUUUCAUCCUUGCGAAAACUGCAAAAGCAGCUGGCUACCAAUAUUAUUAGAAGCAAUAAAUCGCUUUCAUAUGGAGUUCAAGAAAGAGAUAAUAAGGAAAAAUACAACAACUCAGAAGAAAAUCAAACAACUAAUAUUUUUAAUUUAAUGAAACUUCAAACAGGUUUUUAUGAACUACUAAAAGUUUUACCAUCUGGUUAUGAUAUAAAUCGCAUACCGAAAGAAGCAAUUGAGGCCUUAGUACAAGGAGAAAUUCCAAAUUUUUCUACACUUCCAGAUGAUUUACAAAAGCAUUUAGUGGCCAAUCGACAGCUUCUUUUCUCAACUUUUUUGAAAAAGCCAAAUGCAACCAUCGAAAAUAUCUUAAAACUUCUUCCAAAACUUGAUCGACCAUUAUUAUCAACAUAUUCCCCAUAUGAUAUUAAUGGAAUCAACGACGAUUUAGUUGAAUCAUAUGAAAAAGCCGAAAAACUUGUCAAAGUUCAAUAUUACACGGCAUUAUUGCUCGGUUUGGUUGGAUCAGUAUCGAUUGUUAUAAUUGGCUUUCUUUGUAUGUACAUGCGAAAGAAAAGGUUAAGGGGCACCGAAGAAAAUGCGAAUAUUAACGGCGAUACUUUAGAAAACCCAACAAUGCAACCUGUACAACUUCCGCAAACAUCCAUGUUAAACGCUAAUUUUCUAUCACCAUUCAUCAUUAACAAUUCAAAUAUUGUAAAAGAGGUCGAAUAUUCGCCAUAUCGAGAUACGGAUCAAGCUUAUUCAAUAAUUUCGCCAAAUCCUACAAAUAUUAUCGAUGAUACCGUACAUACGACGACACCGCCUUUACAUCAAGAUUUAGCUUUUAUGUUACGUCAUUCAAGCUGA